This is a messenger RNA of Belonocnema kinseyi, 2416 nucleotides long. RefSeq names its product ran GTPase-activating protein 1 (gene RanGAP). Lineage: Eukaryota; Metazoa; Arthropoda; Insecta; Hymenoptera; Cynipidae. Gene Ontology annotation, biological process: signal transduction; activation of GTPase activity; nucleocytoplasmic transport. Gene Ontology annotation, cellular component: perinuclear region of cytoplasm; nucleus; cytosol. The transcript is spliced from 5 exons. The record is from RefSeq and is a predicted model, not a curated record. Gene Ontology annotation, molecular function: small GTPase binding; GTPase activator activity. Bases 201 to 1973 code for a protein of 590 amino acids.
UUAUUUACUUGUAACCGUUUUCCCGCGCGUCAUUCAUUGUCAUAUAUCGCGUGUACAACGUUGAUUUAGUUUGUUUUUACGAAAAUAACGGAAUUGAAUUUUUUAAAUACUUUUACAUAAUUCAAAAAUUGGUGGAAAGUGGUUUUAACGGUGUUAAAGAAAUAUACAAAUAGUGCUUUGUGAUCAAGAUAACAAGAACAAUGACUUCGUUUAAUUUUAGCGAAAUCGGAGAACAACUUCAGCAAGCUAGCCAGAAAAGUAAGAGCACCGGUAUUUCUUUCGCUGGAAAGUCACUAAAACUCAAUUCGGAAGAAGAUGCAAAGGAAGUGGUUGAAGCGAUAAAGAAAUGCGAGCGACUCGAGUAUUUAGACCUGGAGGGAAACACCUUGGGCCCCGAAGCUGCAAAAGGUGUCGCCAAAGCUUUGGAGGAGCAUGGUGCAAAUUUAAAACGAGCUCUCUGGAAGGACAUGUUUACAGGCCGUAUGAAAGACGAAAUUCCGUUGGCCUUAGAAUACCUCGGUAAAGGUCUAUGUACAGCGGGUACACAACUCGUCGAACUCGAUCUCAGUGACAACGCAUUUGGUCCCAUCGGUAUUAAAGGCUUGGCAGCUCUUCUAAGUUCCAGUUCCUGUUAUACAUUACAGGAACUCAGACUUAACAACAACGGUCUCGGAAUAUCCGGAGGCAAAAUGCUGGCUCAAGCUUUGCUCGAUUGUCAUGUGAAGAGCAUUCAAGCAGGAAAUCCACUCGCCUUGAAAGUUUUCAUCGCUGGACGAAAUCGUCUUGAGAACGAAGGUGCGGCAGCCUUAGCUUCAGUCUUUAAACAACUGAAGAGUCUCGAAGAAGUUGUAAUGCCUCAAAACGGAAUAUACCAUGUCGGCAUAGCAGCUUUGGCGAACGGACUUUCGGCGAAUCCAGGGCUAAGAAUUUUAAAUCUAAACGACAACACAGUCGGUCCAAAAGGUGCUCUGGCUCUCGCUCAAGUUUUACCAAAUUUCACGUGCCUCGAACGCCUCAACCUCGGAGAUUGUCUGUUGAAAACGAAGGGAGCCAUUGUCCUCACAGAAGCUCUUGCACUUGAAGGAAGUCAUCUCGCACUCACGGAAUUGAAUUUGAGCUUCAACGAGAUUCGAACCGAGGGAGUAGAGCCCAUCGCCCAAGCGAUGGCUAACAAAACGCAGUUGACGAGUUUACAACUCGAUGGAAAUUUCUUUGGAAGUGAUGGUCGAGAUUCUCUCAAGGAAAAUCUUUCCAAAUCUGACAGAAUUGAGUCUCUAGGUACUUUAGAAGAAGAUGCAACUGAUGAUGAAAGCGAGGAAGAAGAUGUGGAGACUGAAGAAGAACAGAGCGAUGAAAAUAAUGAGAACGAGGCGGAGGACAGCGAGACUGAAUGUAACCAAAAACCGGCAAAUUUAGAGGUGAAGAAAUCAAUUACUGUUAAAGAAUUCUUGAAGACACCGACUGGAGAGAAUCUUCUCAUUUUGAAACAGCAGGGAAACAAGGCGCAAGAUUUUAUCGAUUAUGCAAAGAGUUUAGCAGAAGAUAAAGAACGAGAUACCAAUUUUCCGGAAGAGUUCACACGAAUAAUCAUGAAGGUGUCUUCGCUUUGCGGAAGCGGUUACAUGGAUGUCAGAAUCCAUGCGGAAAGUUUAACCGAAGAUUUGUACUCGGAGUUAUUUUCACAAGCUGUAAAAACGAAUCAAAUUUCUGUUUUGAAUAACUCGUUGCUGGUUAACUUGGGCUUGUUAAAAGGCGAGGACAAAAGUUCAGGAAGAAUAGACUGGAAUUUAGAAGGCUGCUUCCAUGCCUUGGAGAAAGUUAGCCAAAAAAGCUACUUCCCAUCCCAGACGAAGGACACCCUAAGGUGUUUUAUCGAGAAGCCAAUGAAAAUAACCAGAGCUCGAGUGGUUGAUCCACUUCAGGACGCGAAGGCUUCCCUGAAAGCUGCUCUGGAUCGGAUACAAGCUACAUAAUUGGGCAAAGUAUACAAAUGUCCGUCGUACACGUCAUUAUUGGAUGUAUCUAUUUAUUUGUAACAAAUUUUUGCAAAACUUAAUGUAUGUAACGACCGCAUACAUAUAUUCAAAUAAAUACCGUGGCUUAUCGAAUGUAAUGAUUGUUUCCACUACAAGAAGAAAAUUAAGACUACUUUUGAUAUUAAAUAUUCACUUGUAUACAGAAUAAUUUCACUCUCUUUAUAUCACUAAAAUAUACCCCGAAGGCUAGUCGUAAAUUUCACUCAAUGAUUUCACACAGUGCAUGAGGUGAAAACAUUGCUAGACUAUUAUUAAAUGCUGUGUUUGCUUCUCGAGAAUUUCUUGUAGUUACACGAAUUUCUCAAAGGCAAAUCACCACGAAUGCUUUGCGAAUAUUGUUUACUGUAGUACAAAGAAAAAUACUAUCACUGUUUCAAUCC